Jaculus jaculus (lesser Egyptian jerboa) is the source of this 3129-nucleotide messenger RNA. It is a transcript of the gene Intu, whose product is annotated as inturned planar cell polarity protein. Gene Ontology annotation, biological process: cilium assembly; nervous system development; vesicle-mediated transport. The coding region runs from base 53 to 2869 and encodes 938 amino acids. The record is from RefSeq and is a predicted model, not a curated record. NCBI's taxonomy places the organism in Eukaryota, Metazoa, Chordata, Mammalia, Rodentia, Dipodidae. The transcript has 16 exons. Gene Ontology annotation, molecular function: protein binding. Gene Ontology annotation, cellular component: cilium; cytoplasm.
GCAAGAUGGCUGCGCGCAGUGAACUCCUGGUGUAGCCACGGCGUCCCUGACGAUGGCGUCCCCAACUUUGCACGACUCACGUGGGGGACCAGACAAGCUCCAUGGUGAACCCUCUUCACAGGAAGAUGAGGACAGUGACUCUGAAGACAGGACCGGCGACUCGGGUUCCUGUACUUCAGCGAGUAGCAAUGAUGAUGAUCUGGAGCCAGAAUGGCUGGAUAGUGUGCAGAGAAAUGGAGAGCUGUUUUAUUUGGAAUUGAGUGAAGGUGAGGAAGAAAGUCUCCUUCCUGAAACACCAACUGUGAACCACGUAAGGUUCAGUGAAAAUGAGAUUAUCAUUGAAGAAGAUGAUUACAAAGAAAGAAAAAAGCAUGAACCCAAGCUCAAGCGGUUUACCAGAAUUUUAAAAAGUAAAAAACUUUUACCCAAGCGCUACCAUAAGAAAAGCAGCAACAACGAUGGGCCAGUAUCCAUUCUAAAGCAUCAGCUCAACCCAAAGAUAGGAGUGACUGUCCAUCAGAGGUAUAAAGACGUGACUGUUUAUGUAAACCCAAAAAAUCUCACUGUCACCAAAGCCAGAGAGCAGCUCAAACUUCUGGAAGUACUUGUUGGAAUUAUCCAUCAGACUAAGUGGAGCUGGAGAAGAAGUGGGAAGCAGAGUGAUGGGGAGAGACUUGUGGUGCAUGGCCUGUUGCCCGGAGGAUCUGCAAUGAAGAGUGGCCAGGUACUAAUCGGUGAUGUCCUUGUUGCAGUGAAUGAUGUGGAUGUGACCUCUGAAAACAUUGAGAGAGUGCUGUCCUGCAUUCCUGGGCCAAUGCAGGUAAAACUGACAUUUGAAAAUGCUUAUGCUAUGAAAAAGGAAACAGCACAACCAAAAAAGAAAAAGAAACAGUCAAAUGCAAAUGAUUUAGUCAAACUCCUAUGUGGGGAAGCGGCUGAAGACAUACAACAGAGUGUCCUGGUCACUCCACAUAUCAUCAUGUACCUCAAUCUACAGCUUGACUCAGACUCAUCCAAGGAAGAGCAGGAAAUCCUUUAUCACUAUCCAAUGUCUGAAGCAUCGCAGAAACUUAAAAGUGUAAGAGGGAUUUUUCUCACACUCUGUGACAUGCUGGAAAAUGUAACUGGGACACAAGUUACUAGCUCAUCCCUACUGUUAAAAGGGAAACAAAUCCAUGUAGCUUACUGGAAAGAGUCUGACAAGUUGUUGCUAAUUGGCUUGCCUGCUGAAGAAGUUCCUCUUCCUCAGCUGAGAAAUAUGAUAGAAGAUGUUGCCCAAACCUUAAAAUUUAUGUAUGGUUCUUUAGACAGUGCCUUUUGCCAGGUUGAGAAUGUUCCUCGUUUGGACCAUUUCUUCAGCUUGUUCUUUCAAAGAGCACUUCAUCCUGCCAGACAACACCUCAGCGCCAGCCCCAGUGCUCAGCAGUACAGUGCAGCCAGCUCAGUGCUCUUAGACAGUCUCCCUGGGGCCCGGUGGCUCACACUUCCUCAGGAAAUCAAGGUGGAAUUGGACACAAUGUUAAGUGACCUUGAGGCUGCAGAUUUUGCAGAGCUGUCUGAGGAUUACUAUAAUAUAAGACGGCUGUAUACAAUUUUGGGAUCUUCUCUAUUUUACAAGGGAUAUUUGAUAUGCAGCCAUUUGCCCAAGGAUGAUCUUAUAGAGAUUGCUGUAUACUGUCGCCACUAUUGCCUGCUGCCAUUAGCAGCAAAACAAAGAAUUGGUCAGUUGAUAAUAUGGAGAGAAGUGUUUCCUCGACAUCACCUCCACCCUUCCACAGAAUCAGACACUGACGCUUUUCAGGAACCUGAAGGGAGGUAUUUUUUACUGAUUGUCGGACUGAGACAUUACGUGUUAUGUGUCCUGCUAGAAGCUGGAGGCUGCACAUCCAAAGCUACUGGGAAUCCUGGCCCAGACUGUGUAUAUGUGGACCAAUUCAGAGCAACACUUCAUCGGCUGGAAGCAGUACAGUCACGCAUAGAUGAAAGACUUGCCUCUUCCACUGGGCCCUGGUUGUCUUGUGCUGAUUGGUUCCUUGCUGGUCCACGAGACAAAACAGAUGGUUUGACCACUUCACCUAUUAUCAGUAGGCUACACGGUACUUCCAAAGCAAAAACACCUCCAACAUGCAGAAGAGCCAUCUUCAGUGACUAUUCCUUCAAGACACGAAAACCCAGUCCCUCCAGAGGCAGUGGAGAAUCUGAGCCUGGUUGUGAAGGUGAAGGCAUUGGUCUUAGCCCACACACAACCCCAGAUGCAAUACCAAGGCAAAGGGAAUCCAGUGGUUCAGAAGACAGUGGGACCUGGCUUAAGGCAAGUAAAAAGAAAUCUACUCUUCCAAAUCCAUUUCAUCUGGGAAAUUUGAAAAAGGAACUUUCAGAAAAAGAAUUGGAAAUAUAUAACACAAUGAAAUUGACAUCUGGUCCUGAGAACACACUAUUCCAUUAUGUUGCCUUAGAAACAGUGCAAGGAAUUUUCAUCACUCCUACACAUGAAGAGGUGGCACAACUAGGUGGUUCUGUCCACUCUCAGCUAAUAAAGAAUUUUCAUCAGUGUUGUCUUUCCAUUCGUGCCUUUUUUCAACAGACAUUGGUAGAAGAGAAAAAGAAAGCAUUGCCUGGUAGAGAUCAUGCAGACUCUUCAACCCCAGCGUCUUCUCUCAGUGCUGUGAAAGAGCAUGGUGUGUUGUUUGAAUGCUCACCUGAAAACUGGACUGAUCCGAAAAAGUCACCACCAGUUUUGACUUACUGGGUAGUAGGGAGACUCUUCCUUCAUCCCAAACCUCAGGAACUUUAUGUCUGCUUUCAUGACUCAGUCACAGAAAUUGCCAUAGAAAUGGCAUUUAAAUUGUUCUUUGGAUUAACAUUGUAGCUAUGUGUUUACACUGCCCAGCAGUACACUCACGGAACAUGGAACAGCGUCUGAUUGCUGAAGUCAGUACACAGAGACAAGGAUUAGGCUUUCUACUGUUUAGUAAUGAACAUGAUCUUAAAUACAGAGAGGCAAUGCUAUUGGAUUGAUGCACCAAUUCAUAUGCAAUAUUGAGACUUUAGAAGAUAUUUGAUCAAAAUAUGAAAAACAUGCUGAGUGUGGUGUCACAUGCCCUUAACCCUAGCAUUCAGUAGGCAGAG